AUGGUUGACUAGUUAUAUUAAAUUUACAAAUAAAAAUUGAACGUUUAUAGAAAUAUAUAUAUAUAUAUCAAUUUUACUCCACGGAGGAUAGAUCACAUAAGUAAAUUGAAUUAUAUUUCAUAAAUAGCAGAAUACGUUAUUUCAUAAUAAAUAUAUUUUUAUCCGUAAAAUAUACUACUGAAUUAAAUUGGUUGUGUGAUUAAUUUUUUAAAUUAAGCGUUUUGAAGCUAUUGAGAGGUUUUACUAUGAGCUCUGGACUUGAAAGUUAUGUGAAUCACACUGUUUCUAUUAUCACAUCAGAUGGAAGAAACUUUGUGGGAACCCUCAAGGGAUUUGAUCAAACUAUAAAUAUUAUACUAGAUGAUAGCCAUGAACGAGUAUACAGUCCAAGUCAAGGUGUAGAACAAGUUAUUUUAGGUCUUCAUCUAAUUCGUGGUGAUAACGUAGCUAUUAUAGGAGAAGUUGAUGAAAUGAUGGAUUCAACUAUAGAUUUAAGCACAAUUAAAGCUGAACCUAUUGGUUCAGUAGUAUUUUAAUAUUUUUGUGUUAGAUAUUAUUUUAAUUAUAGUUAAUUCAAUAAAAAAAAUUGUAUUUUUUUCUAGU
Daktulosphaira vitifoliae (grape phylloxera) is the source of this 603-nucleotide messenger RNA. RefSeq names its product U6 snRNA-associated Sm-like protein LSm8. The record is from RefSeq and is a predicted model, not a curated record. The transcript has 5 exons. Lineage: Eukaryota; Metazoa; Arthropoda; Insecta; Hemiptera; Phylloxeridae. Gene Ontology annotation, biological process: mRNA splicing, via spliceosome. Gene Ontology annotation, cellular component: precatalytic spliceosome; U6 snRNP; U4/U6 x U5 tri-snRNP complex. Bases 246 to 536 code for a protein of 96 amino acids. Gene Ontology annotation, molecular function: RNA binding.